AUGCCCAUUCCCGAGCUUCAUGGAAGCCAGGAGGAGGAGGAGCAGUGUGUACCUGCUUGCACUCUCUGGGAACAAAGGAGGAAAGCUGCAGUCUAUCGGGCAGGAGUCAGGCUGAUCUUCCCGGGGUGGCAACACUGCUGUACUUAUGUUGUGCUUUUCCUGUGCACCAGACCGUGCCAGUGUGAAGGGAAAGAUCUGCUGAAAAGCUGCGGAGGCUCUGGGAUUGGGGAGCAGCGGGUGAGCACCGAGGCCGCCCAUCUUCCGGCGAGAAGGAACGCUGAGGCAGCAGUCGCUGGCUACCCCGUCGGGUUGGGAGGCAUCUGCCGUUUCCCUUGCUGCUCAGAGCAGGACCGAGGAAAAUUGGGCCGAUUACCCCCUAUAAUGCAUCAUCAACCAGCGCCCUCUGAUGGCCAGGCUCCUGGAGGUCGUUUCCAGCGGUCUCACCUUGCCGGGGCAUUUGCAAAAACCAAAGGAUCAGGUGGAGGCACUGGAGGAGGUAGUGGAAGAGGCCUGAUGGGGCAAAUUAUUCCAAUCUAUGGCUUUGGGAUUUUUUUAUAUAUAUUAUACAUUCUAUUUAAGCUCUCAAAGGGGAAAACUGCAGAGGAUCGGAAAUGCUCUACUGCCACACCUGGAAAUACCCACAGGAAAAUCACCAAUUUUGAACUUGCUCAACUGCAAGAAAAACUGAGAGAGACAGAGAAAGCCAUGGAAAAAUUAAUCAACAGAGUGGGACCUAAUGGUGAAAGAGCACAGACUGUGACUUCUGACCAAGAAAAACGAUUGCUGCAUCAGCUCCGAGAAAUCACCAGGGUCAUGAAAGAAGGAAAGUUCAUUGACAGCUCUACUCCUGAGAAAGAAGCUGAAGAAGCCCCUUACAUGGAGGAUUGGGAAGGUUACCCUGAAGAGACUUAUCCAAUUUAUGACCUUUCAGACUGUAUCAAGCAUAGGCAAGAAACAAUCCUGGUGGAUUACCCUGAUCCAAAAGAGCCCUCUGCUGAAGAAAUAGCUGAAAGAGUGGGGGUGCUGGAAGAAGAAUCAGACCAUUUGGGCUGGGAACGCCUGCCCCUUGACUCUAGAGUCCAGGAAGAUAAUUCUUUUACCUCAUGUUACCCAAAGCCAGAAACAUGUUCCUGCUGUUUUCAUGAAGAUGAUCCUGUUGUCUUGGCAGAGAAUGCUGGAUUCAGUGCAGAUAGCUACAGUGACGAACAAGAGGAAAGCACCAAAGAAUACCGGAGCCGAGACUUUAGUGAUGAAGGGUUGGGCAUGAGCCCUGAUAAAACAUGUAUAGGUGGCAUGCUGAGGAAGCGUAACCCCCAGGGUUUGGAGUGAAAACAGCCAGUUGGUGAAGUAUCCAUUUCUCUAGACCUAAGGUGACCUUUUUCUCCUUUCUGAUUUCAUUCUUGGCCCUGUGCCCUGUAAUUCCUUCUCUGUGUUCAAAUGUCAUAGCUGUUGGGCCACUACCACGGCUAUCAUGUAUCCUUCCUGGUGCUCAUACAUCUGUCACCUGGUAAAACGUAGACAUUAGUGUGAACACAAGACAGCUUUGCUCUCUUCCUGUCUUUCCCUCACCAAGAAGUUGAUGCAUUGAGUAAUUAUAUUUGGUCCUUCAUAAUCACAGAUGGGACCAUUCAGGUAAAGGUCUAACUCUUCCUCCUAGGAGUAACAAAUGGUUUACCUGUGAACAAACAUCGACUUACAGAUGAUGAAGAUUUAAGGCUGCAAGAGUGAAGAUUUGAGACUCUUUGGUGCCUUAUUCUUUGAGGCUUGACCAGGUUAAUGGCUUCCUGGGGCGAAGAGAAUUGUUUGUGGGGAUGAUGGAUGCCGAGCAGGAGUGAGACAUUGCUGACUAAGCUGAAGCCUCUUGCUCUUGUUGAAGUUCUUUCUAGAAGCACCAAAGAGGUUUCAGACAUUUUCUCCAGUGUAGUGGGAGGCUCCCACUCACCUGAGGAUGAGUCCACAGAUCCAGUAUUUGGAGACUGUUCCAAUAGCACCUUGAUGUCUAGCUUUCUUUAUCCCUAUUCUGCUUAACAGAACUGCCAAGCCCAGAAACACCUUUGUACAUUGGGUAUGCAGUGGCCAGAGGAAGCUUUAAAUAGACACUGUAGUCCCUUAUCUGGAGGACCACAGUUUGAAGCUGUCAAAGACUACCAUGAGUAGUAAUCCUGCUGUGAGGAGCUCAGGCCCAGGAGCCUGAAACAGGGGAGAGAAGCUGUGCACAUAAGGACUGUCUUUGCUUAGAAGCUGUUUCUAACCUUUGGGAAAUCUGUCCUCACAACCAUGUGAAAUGAAACAGAAAUGAGGGCUUAGCUUGGAUACAAAGUGGCACCACAACAAGGUAGUUGCUGUGUUUGUUGCAGAGACAGAUGUAUCAGUGCCUGGGUGAAAGAAACCAUUUAGUAUUUAGUAUUUGAUAUUUGGGCCUUUUGAGAAAGUUGGGGAAAGUAGGAAAUGAAUAGGAUGGGGAGGAUUUUUUACCAUAAAGCCCUUUCUAAGCCAUCAUUUUUCAUGUGUCUUCAUGAGACAAGGUGGCACCUAUGAGGUCUAACAUGAAGGAUGAGCAAAUUCAUAGUUUACUGUAAGACCUGAGAGUUUAAACAGGGCAUGUUUCAAAAGACAUUCCCAGUUAUGAAAUGGGGAAGGCUCAAAAACUAAGAAAUUAUGUAAAAGUAGAUACAACUUUUAGAAUUCCAUUAUGCUUGGCACGUGAUGCCAGGAGCAUAGCUAAAACCACAUAUAAGCAUAUAAACUGCUCUGAGAAGGUAUAGGAUCAUAUUAAGUUAAUCUGUCAGCUCCUAAGAGGUGUUAGGUGGUAGUUGAACAACAAAAGUCACUGAACAUUGAACCUGUAGAAAGUGUACUGCAUUGCAUCUGUCUCUAGAGAACAUUUGAUUCAUAUUAUAAAGAAUGUAGCUUAAAAUGUACUGAAGACAAUACAGACAUGAUGUUAACCCUAAA
This is a messenger RNA of Fukomys damarensis (Damara mole-rat), 2955 nucleotides long. It is a transcript of the gene Ric3, whose product is annotated as RIC3 acetylcholine receptor chaperone. The transcript is spliced from 7 exons. Gene Ontology annotation, biological process: synaptic transmission, cholinergic; protein localization to cell surface. Bases 1 to 1329 code for a protein of 442 amino acids. NCBI's taxonomy places the organism in Eukaryota, Metazoa, Chordata, Mammalia, Rodentia, Bathyergidae. The record is from RefSeq and is a predicted model, not a curated record. Gene Ontology annotation, cellular component: neuronal cell body; neuron projection; intracellular membrane-bounded organelle.